AUGUCUAAUCCGGAGGACUAUACUGUUGGUUGGAUAUGCGCUAUCACCACUGAAUAUGUUGCCGCCCAAGAGUUCCUGGAUGAGAAGCACGACGGCCCCGCAUAUCUACCGCCCCAUAGCAAAAACGAUUACACCUUGGGAAAAGUCUGGAAUCAUAACGUGGUUAUCUCCGUUUUACCUAUUGGGGAAUACGGCACGUCCUCGGCGGCUCGAGUGGCAGAAGAUAUGAUGCAUAGCUUUCCGAAUAUUCGCAUUGGCUUGAUGGUCGGUAUCGGUGGCGGCGUACCAAGCCGAAAACAUGAUAUUCGCCUUGGGGAUAUCGUGGUCAGCAUUCCUCGCAAUGGCCAGGGUGGUGUCCUUCAAUAUGACUUUGGCAAGACGAUUCAGGGCCAAAGCUUUCAGCCGACGGGUUUUUUGGACCAACCACCUACCAUCCUUCGCUCAGCAGUAAAUGGACUCGAGGCCCAAUACGAGAGCGAAGGGCACCAACUGGAUAACGCGGUUGACAGAAUUCUUGAGAAAAAGCCGCGACUACGGAAAAAGUAUCAGCGCCCAGAUCUAGCCAGUGAUCAGCUAUAUCGCAGUCAGAUUAUUCAUCCUGCAGGCAACGAUUCACCUUGUGCUUUAAGUUGCGGCGACGAUCUAUCUUGCUUAGUCGCGCGACCGCCACGCACCGAACAUGACGACAAUCCAGCGAUUCAUUACGGACUAAUCGCCUCGGCUAAUCAGCUUAUGAAAGACGCAUCUAUUCGAGACAAGCUCGCUGCUGAAAAGGAUGUUCUGUGCUUUGAAAUGGAAGCAGCUGGCCUGAUGAACCACUUUCCUUGCCUUGUCAUCCGAGGCAUCUGUGACUAUGCCGACUCGCAUAAGAACAAAGCGUGGCAGGGGUAUGCUGCUAUGGUGGCAGCAGCGUAUGCCAAAGAUCUUUUGCGCCGUAUUGUCCCCCAGAUGGUGGAACGUGAAGCUAAAAUUGUCAAUAUUAUCAAGGAAGGGGAUCACCAUACGCAUGUCGUGUUUGGAAACCAGAACCGUGGCUUCCAGGUUGGCGUGAACAAUGGACCUAUCAACGCGAGCUUUGGGGGCAAGUGA
Molecule: messenger RNA, 1089 nt
Organism: Penicillium atrosanguineum
Lineage: Eukaryota; Fungi; Ascomycota; Eurotiomycetes; Eurotiales; Aspergillaceae
Product: 5'-methylthioadenosine/S-adenosylhomocysteine nucleosidase family protein
Exons: 1
Coding region: 1-1089 (362 amino acids)
Biological process (GO): nucleoside metabolic process
Molecular function (GO): catalytic activity
Source: RefSeq, a predicted model, not a curated record